Molecule: messenger RNA, 7790 nt
Organism: Mytilus californianus (California mussel)
Lineage: Eukaryota; Metazoa; Mollusca; Bivalvia; Mytilida; Mytilidae
Product: rab GTPase-activating protein 1-like
Exons: 24
Coding region: 171-3281 (1036 amino acids)
Source: RefSeq, a predicted model, not a curated record
UGUAGGAAAUGAAGCGCCACCAUAAUCAACAUCGUUAAUGAAAAUCUGAAAAUCCAGACUAAAUCAGUUUAACAGUUGAUAAAAGGCUUUUAAUACCCCAACAAGAUUUGACAGCCAGUUGAAAUAACUGUCUAGAUGGGUAAAAAUCUGUUUACAAUGUCUGUGUGACAAUGGAAGACACUGUCAGUCGGAGCUCUCUAGAUUCUUCUUCUACUGGUGAUGAAUAUGUUGUGGUCAAUGGGGAACCAAAACUGAGAAUAACUGGAGAUAUACGAGAUAUAAAUGAUGAAAUCCUUGACAAAAUGGCUUCUUCGUCAACAAUAACAUCAACAGAUUCUUUAAAUAAGGAACCAGAGAAUGAUUUAAAUGAGCAUCAUGCAUUACAAAGCAGCCAAUCAGUGGAUGAAUUUUCAUCAAAGCUACGGCAACAAAAUGCAGCAAGAGAAAGAUCAGUUUCACUUCCUGCAACCUCUAUGGAGGAAACCGACACAGUGUUCAAUGGAGUUACCUACCUUGGAUGUGCUCUUGUCAAUGCUCCAAGGAGUGAGGUAGAAAUCUACAGGAACAUGGCGAUAUUAAAUGAACAAACACAGAUGGUGAUACCUAUCAUUCUGUCUGUGCCAAAUACAUCAAUUGGGAAUAUCAGACAGGAUAAAUUGGUUCGGUUAAUCGAUCCAACCAAUGAUUCGGAAAUUGCAAACUACAAAAUCCAUCGUAUUCUGUUCUGUGCUCGAGGCCCCAAUGAAAGUAAUGAAAAAAAAUGUUUUGCUUUCACCUGUAGUCAUGGUGAUUCUGCUGACAAUGCAAUAUUCCAGUGUCAUGUGUUUAGGUGUGAAAUACAAGAAGCUGUAGGGAAAAUUUUGUAUUGCUUUGCCACAACAUUUAGAAAAGUUCCAAAAGAAAUGAAAGAGUCCAAAAUUAUGUUAGAUGAAGAAUUCGUAUCUACAUUUUCUGUCUCAUUAGAAUUCAAAGAGGAUGAUGGGAAAAAUAAUCUUACGACUUGUCCAAAGGAUAAAAAUGUCUUCAAAUUCAGGAGUAACUAUGAAAAGAAAAUUGUGAUCAACGUCUCACAGACAGGAGAUACAGAACUUAUGAUUGAAAGGUGUUUUGGUUUAUUGAUAUCUCCUGGUAGAAAUGUUAAACAUGCUGAUAUGCAAUUGAUUGAAAUGAAAUCCAUGGGAUAUACAGACGGUAAGAAUUAUUUGGUAUCAGGGAGUUGGGAUCCUACAGAAGAAUGUUUUGUGGUACUAAAUACAGAGACACCUAAAGAUACCAGAGUGUUCCUGACAGUGGCUGUAGAUUUAGUGAUCCAUGGAAUCCAGGAACCAGUUAGAUUUGCCAUUGAAACCAAAGCCAAGAUCUUCCCAAUGACUGAAAGGUUCUGGAAUUUUACUAAACGUCCUCAUCAGGAACUUUUUCACAUAAAUUUAAAACAGUCUGAUGAUGGAAUGUUUGAUGUGGUCAGUGUACACAGCCAAACACAAAUAGAUAGACAGAAAGCUGGAAUGAGUUUACAAGGUCUCAACUCUACCAGACAAAAGAUCCCUGAUGAUAUAACAACACCCCAGGACCCUGAGGAGGAGUCUGAUGGAGAUGAGCCACUACUAAGUGGAUAUGGUUUUGUAAGCAAAGAGAUCACAGAUGAAGAUCUGUUGCAAGCGUGGCAUGAAGUUCUGAAGAAGUGGCAUCAAAAUUUAUCACAGAAACCUAAACAAGUUCCACAUUUAGUCAAGAAAGGCAUUCCAGAAGCACUCCGUGGGGAAGUGUGGCAACUUCUGGCUGGUUGUCAUGACAACUCAGAUCUCUUGGAGGCUUACAGAGUAUUGAUAACUAAGGAUUCCCCAAAUGAAGACGUGAUACAAAGAGAUAUAAACAGAACAUUCCCAGCACAUGAUUUCUUUAAAGAAACUGGAGGACUGGGUCAAGAUUCUUUAUAUAGAAUAAGUAAGGCAUAUUCAGUGUAUGAUGAAGAAAUAGGAUAUGUUCAAGGCAUUUCAUUUGUAGCUGCUUCCUUACUGCUUCAUAUGCCAGAAGAGCAGGCUUUCUCAGUGUUGAUAAAGAUUUGCUUUGAUUAUAAAGUUAGAGAGCUGUUUAAACCAGGGUUUGAAGAUCUACAUCUAAAGUUUUAUCAGCUCGAAAGACUGAUGGAGGACCAUAUUCCCGACUUAUUUGAACAUUUUACAGAGAUGGGCUUGGAAAUCCACAUGUUUGCAUCUCAAUGGUUCCUAACACUGUUUACUGCCAAGUUUCCUCUUCACUUGGUAUUCCAUAUAUUGGACAUGUUUCUGUCAGAGGGCAGUACAUUUCUGAUGGGUGUGGCAGUGGCAUUGUUAAAGUGUUCUAGAAAAGACCUAUUAGCCCUAGACUUUGAAGGUAUACUGAAAUUCUUCAGAGUGAGCUUACCAAAGAAAUAUCGAGGAGACAUCGCUGCCAAAGAAUUGAUUCAGGCGUCUAUCAAUGCAAAGGUGAAAACCAACAAGUUGAAAAAAUAUGAAAAAGAAUACAUAGCAAUGAAGGAGCAGUUACUACAGCAAGAAAAUCCAGUGGAAAAAUUUGAGAGAGAAAACCAGAGAUUACUGGAUGCUAACAUGAGGCUGGAACAAGAAAAUGAUGAUUUAGCACAUGAAAUGGUGGAAAGUAAGCUGAAACUUGGAAGUGAAUUAGACAAGCCAGAAAUUGAGAAGGACCCAGUAGAACAGUAUAAAGAUCAAUGUGAAGAGCUAUCUGGUGAGCUAGUCUUGGCUAAAAAAUUACUUAAAGAUAUUCAAGAGGAAAAACAGAGAUUAGAAGUAGAAUCAUCACAGGUUAAAGAAAUGUGUAGAAGAGAACUGGAAAAAUCUGAAGCUGAUGGUAAAAGAAAUGCUGUAAUAAUUGCUGAUUAUAAACAGAUUUGUUCUCAGUUAAGUGAAAGACUCGAAAAACAACAAACAGCCAAUAAAGAGGAGAUUGGAAGAAUUAAGGGACAAGUUAGGUCAUGUGGCAAUUGUUCAAAGAUGUUUAAAGAUGAUGGAAAGAUAGAACUUCCUGAACCAAAGGUUGAUCCUGAUUCUCUGAACCCUAAAUAUUUAGACCUCCAGGCACAGAUUAGAGAGCUUGAACUCGAACUAGCUCAAACAAAGCUAGCUUUAGUAGAAAGUGAAUGUAAAACACAAGACUUAACACAUCAGUUAAAUUCUACUAUAACUGAAUUACAAUCUUCUAAAAACACUUGGUUUCAAAAGACUAUCAACUCUCUGAAAGAGGUGACUACUCAUAAUACAAAGAAGGAACCUAAAGAUUAGUGAUCAGGAAUUACAAUCAUUUAAAUACACUCGGUUCAGAAGACUAUCAACUCUAUAAAGGAGGGAACCAAACACCAUAGAAAGGAAAUAACAGAUUAGUUAUUAGGAAUUACAAUCAUUUUAGACACUUGGCGACAAAAGACUAUCAACUCUUUCAAGGAGGUGACAAAUCAUACAAGGAAGGAACCUAACUACAAGUUACAAAUUGUUAUUUUGAAAAAGAAAAAUGAAUGGACAUGUUUCAGUUGUUUUGUUUGUGGAUGAAAGAUUUUGUGUUUAUGAGUUGAAAUUGUAUCAGAGCAACAGUGGAUGUAGAAUGUGUGGUUUUAUGAAUUUGUUUAAGUUUUCUUUUUGUUUUGAAUGUUUAAGGCUGUGAAAUAAGCUGUUGAGACAUUUCAGAUGUAUUUAUUUUGUAAGUGUGAGCUGAGUAUUUUACAUUAUUGCUGUUUAUCCAAUGUUCCCAUUGAAGAAAUAAAACCAUGCAGUGUAAAACACGUACAAAGUGUGGAAAAAAGAGACAAAAAAUAUUUGUCACUGUCACUUGUUAACAGUAUGGGGAAUAACAUUCUGAUAAUUUUUUACUGAUUUGUUUUUAUAGGGAACAAAUUCUGAAAUUUAAACUUCAAUCCAAAAUGGAAAAAAAAAAUUGGGAAGACACUUAUCAAAGAUAUAAGCUGUGUUUGCUUGUAUCCAGUCAUUUUAGUUAGACCUAGAGCUUAACUGAUAAAUCCUCUAAUGUGAGGGUACCUAAUUUGCACCUAUUUUUGCAGUUUUUUCAUCUCCAUUUUUUUAAGAAACAGACAAAAGUUCCCAUUCUGUAUUUAUUUUGUAGAUGUAUCCUUAGUUACUAUAAAGUUUCACAAAUUUAAUUUCGAAUCCAUAUUGAAUCAAUGAAAAAUGGCUUUGAACCAACCUCCAAACGAUCCAAGAUUCUGUAUUGAGGAGUACCUAAAUUGAACCCAUGCUUAACAACACAUCCAUAAAAAUUGAAUAACUGAUGUUAUGUUCUAUUUCUCUACAUUUAUUAACAAGUUGACAACAGUCCAUGCAUGUACUGCAUUUUGUAUGAAAUGGAUGUCUGUGACAUAUUUUAAUUUUCCAUUUUUAAACUUGACAUUUUGUAGAUGUUGCAUGCAACAUUUCUGUAAAAAAAUCAAAAAAUCAGUGGAGUCUUCGUCUGUUGAUAUAUAAUGUGACCUUUUUGUUUAUCUUAAAGAAUAUUUAGAUAUGUUGGAAAACAUGCAUAAUGAUAAACGAUGAAUAUGAAUUGUUUAGUCUCUAAGAAAACCUAUAAGAUAUUCAUUGUUAUUUAUGCUGACUGAGUGCAAAUUGGGUACUAGGUGCAAUUUGGGUACUAUAACCUUAAAGUCAUUUUAUGUAGACUGAUAGCUUAAAAUAUAUUCUGAUUUUAGUUGGCCUUAGUGUCAAGGUUGAUCUUGCUUUAAUUUGUUUGUCAAGAAUAACUGAACUUGUAAUGACUGUGUAAGAUGACACCAGAAAGACCUACAGAUUUUAACCCUUCUUCUCAAUUUAUUUCCUCAGGAAGUCCUUGCAGAUUAACUACUGGUUAUGAAUUGUUUAUUUUUAGGGCAUUGAACAUUUUUAAUUUGAAUAGUUUCCUUUCCUUUAUCUGUAUAAAGAUACUUCAGAAUGACAGGGUUAAUUUACAAUAUUGAAUGCAUUUAACAUAAGGGACAAUUUAAUUUUCAUACCUUUUAUUUUAUUUUCUGAUCUUAUUGUAUUACAUAAAACAUGGCCAGGAUCAACUUUUUCAAAAUGACUGUUUCAUGGGAAUAAUUUUAGGACUGUUGAAUGGCUAUUAACUUGUCGACAACAUGUUUUAAUUUGAUUGGUUUAUUACCUCAUUUCUACAAUGUUGUCUGCAUGGAAAUCAUAUUAUUUGUUUUUUUUUCUGAAAAAAGAGUAGAACAAAUCAGUUACUAUUGUUUUCAUUGGUCCUCAGACCUUAAAUGUUACCCUCUGCUUCUGGCUUCAGGUAACAGUUUGCUGUUUUAGUUAAAUAAUUACUAGAAAGUUCCUUCCUACCUCCCACAUCCAUUUUUCUAUUUAAAGGAAUAUCCCUAAUUAACUGUACGGUAUACUGUUGACAAGUUUGUUGCAAACUUGGUAAAAUUUUGUAUGUUAAUUGUUUAGUAUGUAAGAGGCAAACAAUUGUUUAAGUUUGUGAUAGUGGUAAAUUUAAAUUCUAGUCAUUUUAUAUCACAAUGAUUGAUACAUGUUGUACAUAGUUUUGUUAUACAAAUCAUUUUGGCAUAAUUUUGUGAUAUAUCGCAGUUUCAUUCAGAAUUAUUUAUUCCAUCCAUCUGGCAUUUUAAUCAUUUAAAACACAUUUAUACCCACCUAGCCAAGUCUUGGCAUUUUCAUGAGGUAUUACUUUCAUGGGCUUUAACAGAAUUGCCAAGUUCUAUUUUUAUUUAAAUUUUGGGAUCAUAUAAUGCUAUCACGUCGGCGGCGUCUUCUGAAGACAUUUGGUUUCCGGAUAAUAACUUAAGUUUAUGUGUAUGGAUCUCUAUGAAAUUUAACCAAAAGGUUCAAUACCACACAAGGAAGGUUGUUUUUGGGGGUGAUGGUCCCAACCAUUUAGGAAUUAAGGGCCCAAAACAAUCAUUUUUCUAGCUUCAGGACAAUAACUUGUGUAUAAGUAUUGUGAUUGCUCUGAAAUUGUACCACAAGGUUCAAUACCACAAGUAGAAGGUUGGGAUUCAUUUUGGGGGUAGUUGCCCAAACCAUUCAGGAAUUAGGGGCCAAAAAGGGUCUAAAACAAGCAUUUUUUUAAUUUUCAGGCAAUAACUUGUGUUUAAGUAUAUUGAUUUUUCUUAAAUUGUACCACAUUUUACAAAUAGAAAAUUUCUUCAAAUGUUAUUUUUUUUCGAAUAAGGGGGGUGCAAAAAAAGUUGGUUUUUUUUGGGGGGGGGUCAAUUUUUUACCCUCAAGGUUUAAGAAAUUGUCAAUUUUCCAAAGAAAAAUUAGGGGUCGCAAUUUAUCUUUCUAAUUCUUUGUAUAUAGUCUGUAAACAGAUUAAGUUAGUAUUGCGCAACAGCACAGUGUUUUGCACAAAAGCAAUAAAUCUUCAAUUGAAUAUAAAUUCAAAUCAUAUAACCAACUUCAAGUUCUUGGACAACAUUUAUUCUGUGUCAGAAAUCUAUAAUGUGUCAAUAUUUAAUUACAACCCAAUUCAGACCUCUAUCAAGCUUGAAUAUUGUGUCCAUUUUUGCCCCAACUGUUCAUGAUUGGACCUCUGCGGUCGUAUCCAGCUGCGCUAGGCGAAGCAGAUUAUUUUUCUGGCAGUAGAAUUCAUAUCUUGUGAUAUUUAUGUAGAAAAAAAUAAAUACUGCUUAUAGAAAAUAAAACUUCUCUGAGCUGCUGCAUAUAUUUAGAAUUAUUAUAAAAAUAAAACUGUUAUCAAAGUGAAGGGCAGUGUUAUUGCCACAUUAAAAAGUUAAAAAGUUUCACAGACAAUGAAUAACAAAUGGGCCUAUUUUUUCCUAAUCUUUUAUUUUUUUGUAAAAAGAAAUUAAAAUUUCAUGUGUUGAAAAAAGCUAGUCUGUUCAUCUUAUUAAUCUAUUUAUAUUUCAAACCCAAAAUGUUUUCUGAAGUUAUUUAAAUGACUUUUCAGAAAUUUUUAUUUUUAAGUGGACAUAACUGACUUUUCUUAUUGUAUUAGCUACCUUGUAAACUUAUUUUUCUACAUUAAGAUUUAAAAAAUGAACUAUUUAAACCAAAAUGCAAGUGUUGAUUUUUAUUGGCUAUGGUUAUUGUUUAUUAAUUUUUUUGUACAUUGACACAAAAAAUGAACAGUAAAACUUUCAGCCAAUAUUAACAAAUGACUAUCUUGUGCUUAAAAACUUUUUUAAAUUUCCAAAAUUAUUUGGUAGUUUUCAAUGCAGUGAAUAUAAUUUCUGAAGCAUUUAUUUAUCUUGUGUCAACUUUGUGUUACAUACCAUGCCACUUAAGAAUAAAUUUGCUGUAACCGUUCCCAUGGUAAUCAGAGGAUUGUAACAUAAUAUAUAGGUAAAAUAAUCAUCAGGAAACAAUAUUCUGAACUAAAAAGAACAAAACAUUAUUUUCCAAAAGCUACCAUCUUAAAAUUUUCCACCCAGUAAAACAUUCCAUUGAUAUUUUUUGUUUCUGCAUUUUUUUUUGCUGCUGAAUAUACUCAAUACUGCCAUAGAUAUUUGAUGAUCUGAUGAUCAUUAUUUAUACAGUUGUCAUUGUUAAAGACGAUCAUAUUGCUGAAAUAUCAUUUCUUUGUUUCCUGUGUCCAGGGUUAUUUCAAUGGUAGUCAUAAUAUAAAUGAAUUCCAAGAGUUGGACAUGUGUGUAUACUGUACUUCCUAAACCAAAAUGGUAUCCAAAAACCAGUCUCAUUAUAAACAGCAAACAAUGUGCAAUUUAGUGCUAAGAUAUUGAUAUUGAGCUUUUUUAUUGUUGUACAGUGUAUAAUAAUAAUAUUACAAAAAAAUCCAAUAAAUUCCAGAUAUAAAGCAAA